AUGAAUUACCACACAAUGGUUAUGGAUGUCGCUGGUCCUGAAUUUCAUCCAAAUUCUCAAGAAGAACCUCCAAAUCCUGAUUCAAAGAGAUUUUACGACAUGCUAAAUGCUGUUGACAAAGAGUUAUGGCCCGGUUGCACAACACACUCGCAAUUAUCAUUUGUUGCCCGAGUGAUGCACAUGAAAGCCGAGCAUCACAUGUCUGAACGAAACUAUGAUGACAUGAUGCAACUUGUGAGUGAAGUUCUCCAUUAUGAUAAUACAGUACCCGAGAAUUUCUAUAAAACCAAGAAGUUGUUGCGGGGAAUGGGUUUACCGGUUGAAAAAAUUGAUUGUUGCAAUAAUGGUUGUAUGUUGUAUUGGGAGGAUGAUGCGGAUGCUACGAGCUGUAAAUUUUGUGGUCACGGUCGAUUCAAGAGGUCGGGUGGAGGGAAAAACGUGGCAUACAAAAAGAUGUAUUAUUUCCCGCUAGCAGACAGACUAAAAAGGUUGUAUGCCUCCAAUGCUACAGCCAAAGAAAUGAGGUGGCAUGCAGAACAUACAGUUGAAGAUGGUGUUAUGACACAUUGCUCUGACUCUUUAGCUUGGAAGCAUUUCAACAACACGCAUACAGAAUUUGCGAAAGAGAUUCGUAAUGUGAGGUUAAGUCUUAGCACAGAUGGUUUCCAACCGUUUGCACAAUAUGGAGCACAAUAUUCUUGUUGGCCAGUGAUAGUCACGCCUUUGAACUUCCCACCAUGGUUGUGCAUGAAAGACCAACACAUGUUUUUAACUGUGUUAGUUCCGGGGCCAAAAAACCCAAAAGAUAAGUUGGACGUCUACUUACAGCCCCUCAUCAAAGAGUUGAAUCAACUGUGGGAUGUAGGAGUUCAAACUUAUGAUAUCUCGAAGAAGCAAAACUUUCAGAUGAGAGCUGCUUUAAUGUGGACUAUUAGUGAUUUUCCAGCAUAUUCGAUGUUGUCUGGAUGGAGUACUGCUGGACGCUUAGCUUGUCCAUAUUGCAUGGAGGACUCCGAUGCAUUCACUCUUUCCAAAAGUG
This is a messenger RNA of Striga hermonthica, 1039 nucleotides long. Lineage: Eukaryota; Viridiplantae; Streptophyta; Magnoliopsida; Lamiales; Orobanchaceae. The record is from the annotation of a GenBank genome assembly.